Molecule: messenger RNA, 1309 nt
Organism: Momordica charantia (bitter melon)
Lineage: Eukaryota; Viridiplantae; Streptophyta; Magnoliopsida; Cucurbitales; Cucurbitaceae
Source: RefSeq, a predicted model, not a curated record
CCUUCUCUUCGCACCCACCAUUUCCCCUUUUCCCUUUUCUUUACAGAGAAUGAGACACAGCCACAAUCCAACUUGAGCUUCUUCAUAGAGAGGGCAAGAAAAAAAAACUAAAAGAGACAAAAUCCGGCGAAUCUCCGACGACUGUGACGGUGACGGGGAGGGUUGCGUCGUUUUGAGGUCUGUUAAUGGCGAGCGCGUGGGUGAAAUCGCUUCAGUGCAAAUCGAGAGCGUUUGAAGACGUUUAUCAUCCGAGCCCUAAAAAUUUGAUUCCGAGCGGCAGUUGCCGGAAGGGCGUUCAGAGUCUCAAAGACGUCGUCGAAACCACCGCCAAAUCGAAGAAGGCUAAACGGUCUCCGCCGCCGGUGUCGAGGAACCCGAGAGCGGUUAAAUCGGAACCCGGUUCGAGUCCUUGUACGCGGCCGAGAAUGAGCGUCUCGUCGCGGCCGAUGCGAGCGAACGAUUUUAUAUUUCCGGCGUUGUCGGAGUUGCCGGAGGGCCACCACUCGCGGAGCGUGGUGGAGAUUAUCUUCCACACGAGCUGGAGCCCCAAGGCGUUUGCGGGUCGGGUCGAGAUGAUUUUCAAAGUCCAAAACGGGUCGAAGACGGUGGCCCGGUUCGAGGAGUAUCGCGAGAUGGUGAAGGCGAGGGCGGCGACGGGCAGUCCAGCCGACGAGGAGAAUGCGCGGUGCGCCGCCGACGGGAACGAGGUGAUGCGGUUCCACUGCAUGGGUCCGACGUCUGACUGCGCGAAGUACGACGGAUGUGGCGGCGGCGGCGCGUGGACGUUCCCCGGGAUGAAAGGGUCGGCGAUUUGCACGUUCGCCGGGAGCGGGUCGGCCCACGAGAAGGCCGGCGGAGGGAGAGGGAGGAGAGCGAUGUUGGUUUGUCGGGUCAUCGCCGGCCGGGUCACGAAGCAUCUGAAAAUCGACUCGUUUCUGGAAGGCCGAGUUGGACUCGACUCAGUGAGUGGGGAGAAUGGCGAGUUGCUAGUGUUCGACUCGCGAGCGGUGCUCCCUUGUUUCCUCAUCAUCUACAAAUUGUAAAAAUUCCCAAAAAAAAAAAAUGGAAAUCAUUAUUAUAAUUUUUUUUUUUUGCAUUUUCUUAUUUUUCUUUCGGAUUUUUUGGGAUGAAAAUCUCUUUUCAUCUUUCAUCUUGCAUUUAUCAACACAAUUUUUCUCUUUUUAUUUUUGGGGAUUUCUCAUGUCUCAUUUUUGUCUGUGGACCGUUGUUGAUAUUAUUUGUGUGAUUAUGUAAAAAUUGUGUUGAUAAAUGCUAAUUAACCAAUGUUUACGGUUUCUUAUGUUUGAAA